Molecule: messenger RNA, 3969 nt
Organism: Poecilia latipinna (sailfin molly)
Lineage: Eukaryota; Metazoa; Chordata; Actinopteri; Cyprinodontiformes; Poeciliidae
Product: beta-1,3-galactosyltransferase 2-like
Exons: 3
Coding region: 640-1650 (336 amino acids)
Biological process (GO): protein O-linked glycosylation
Cellular component (GO): Golgi membrane
Molecular function (GO): N-acetyl-beta-D-glucosaminide beta-(1,3)-galactosyltransferase activity
Source: RefSeq, a predicted model, not a curated record
ACAGCAAGGUUAGCCUGACACCUAGUGGCAUAAAAAGGUUAUUGCACGAGUGGGAUUUGAAAUCGAAAUUGACUAUAUAUACAACUAAUAUAUUAGAGCAGUUGUAUAGUCUAGAAUGGUGUGAAAAAGUGUUUAUCUCCCUGCCGAGUUCCUAUUUCUUUUACGUGUUCGUCACUCUCAAGUGUUUCAGAGCAUAGUGUCAAUCUAGAUAUUAGAGGAAGACGACACAAGGUUUUGUUUUUUGUUUUUUCGUCAAAGUGGCGGAAAGAGGCCUCCAUAGUUUUACGUCGAAGCUUAAACCUUUCGAACAGUGAAUCGUGUUUGCUGUGAAAGCUGUUUGUGUCUGCUCUGUUGUUUGGCCAGGGCGGACAAGGAAGCGGGGCGUGUCCAGUCCGCUGUUCCCUCAGGUAGCGACACCUUUCAAUGGUCGCGCGCAGUUGUUUUAUUCUUCCACCGUGUCAUUUUACAUCUACCUUAACAUGACUUCCGGUCUGCUGGGAGCGUUUCUGUACCUCAGAGAAGACGUCGAAGAGAGGAAGAGUGUUUGAAAAACAAAGCGAGGAACACAAAGCAGAUCUGGGACAUUUUUCACAUGGUUUGGCUCGUGGACAUUGGCUGAGAGCUGCAUUAACAGUUCUAAUGGACAAUAGGAGACGACUGAAGGACAUCUUCAUCUGCGUUUUGGUAGGAGUGACGUUGGUCUUCAUUUACUUUGUCUAUGACAACGAGUCUGAUCACCUGUAUGGACCAGCAUAUAAAAAGUCCAACGUCAAGGUCUCUUCGCCGCCUGAACCAAAGUGGGAGGACCCAGGACCGUACCAUGUGGCCUACCCACAGAACUACAGAUUCGUCAUGGAUAACUCUCCAACGUGCAAGACCACCACUCCGUUCCUGAUCUUGAUGGUUCCCGUUGCUCCCUCCAAUUUGGAAGGUAGGGACGCCAUCCGAAGAACGUGGGGGGGUAAGAAAAUGGUCCUCGGUCAGCUGGUUGAGACCGUCUUCAUAGUGGGGCUACCUGGAGGGGUCGACGCCAACCAGGAGCAGGCGAGAGUGAAACAGGAGAGCGAGCGGUAUCGUGAUCUCAUUCAGAGUAAUUUCCAGGACAGCUACCGCAACUUGACCAUCAAGACCAUGGUCAUGCUGGAGUGGCUGGCUCAGUACUGCGCCAACGCCAGCUUCGUGAUAAAAAUCGACUCGGAUAUGUUACUGCAUGUUGACAAUUUGGUUGCAUUGUUACUGGACCCCAAGACGCCUAAGGAAAACUACAUGACGGGUUUGGUAUGGUGGCACAGCCCAGUUUUAAGAAACCCUUUCAACAAGUUCUACAUGCCAACUCACGUGAUCACAGAGCCGGAGUACCCCCCCUACCCUCUGGGCAUGGCUUACGUCAUGUCUCUGGAUCUACCCAAGAAGAUCCUGAGCGUCUCGCCUCAAAUCAAGCCAAUCUACAUUGAAGACGCAUACCUGGGCAUGUGCCUGAAACGUCUGGGUGUGUCUCCUACCGACCCUCCUGACCAGAGGAUGUUUCAGGUCAUCCCCCGGCAUCCUCUGAGCAGCUGCGAUCUCUCCAAAGUGAUCGCCAUGACUACGAUGAGCAUGUCACAAAUGCACAUCUACUGGCAGAGGAUCGCGCAGGGAGUUCACUGCUGAGCCUGAUUUGAAUAUUGAUUAUUUUUGGAUGGUUUGGCAAAGUUUCGUUCACGGAAGGAAGGUAAAGCCCUAUUCACAUGGGAUAAGCAUUGUGUGGAAGUUUACAAACAGAAGAAAAGUAUUCUUACCGCCCAGUGCAAUAAUUUUACGCCUUUUCUUUUUGAUGCUGUAUGUUACAGGUCGACAGGGAUUUGCUGGCUUGGUUUUCAGUUCCAGCCAACACAGCCUCCAUUCUUAGCCAAAAGCAAAUAAAAAUGUGGCCAGGAAAACAAAAACGUAUAAUAACAUUUUGGAUCCCGACCAUUUCUGUCCAAAUCACAGAGAUACCGAUUUGCAUUGGAUCAGUUAUUAUCACAGGACCUCAAAGUUCAGUAGAUAAUUUGCUGGAGAACUUUUACUUUACAAAUUACUGACAUGGUCAAUUCGCACGGGAUUAUCAAUGCAGACAAUCCAUAUAAUUCUUACAAAUAGCAUUUGGUCCACAGGUAAAACUAAUCCCCUGUGAAUAGGACUUAAUGUUGUUUUAAAUUAUUUUAGUAGGUUUUGAAGUUUUUUUUUUAACUUAUGCAUAGAGAGCAGUCAUUCUUCUGUGCACAAAAAUAUUUUUACAUUCAGUUUGUAUUUGGCUGCUGUCUGUAGAGUUUUUAACUUUCUUCCCCCUGUAUACAUAUGUUUUUCAUUGUUACUAAAAACCAUGCACGUUAAGCUGCAGUAACAGAUUAUGCAGGCCCAAAUUUAAAGAAACAAAGCACAUUUAGGAUAAACAUCAAAUUUGGUUUGCCUGUUGUAUAAGACACACUCUCAUUUUGUAUAGAGUCUGUGUAUUGGGUUGAAAGAUGGUAAAAAGUUUCCCUACCAGUUGUUGCUGUUUUUCAGUGAGUUAGCUAAGGUAGCUAGCUAACAGGUAGUCACUCUGAUCGUUUUAGCUAACUUUAGCAGCUUAAAACAACUCAAAUCCACAAUACACAACACAAUAUUAGCUGGUAUUAGAUGUCUGUACAUUCACAAGAGACUAUUUGCAGCUGCUUUUACAGCCAUCUAUUAAUUCAGCUAAUCAGCUAACUGUGAGUCUCUGGAGAGUCCUUGAAGAUAACUUUCUAGGACAUUAUUAAAUUGCACCUACUCUGAGGUUGCUCUGAUAAUCUUUAAGGGAAAUGUAGGCAGCUAUGAAGCACAUUACACAAAGUAGUGAUUAAGGAUAGAAUUGGAAGGAAAAAAAAACUUCAAGGUAGAGAAGACGCAUGUUGGAAGGUUAGAGUAAAAAUAUUUAGUUUAUUUUAAAAUGGAUAAAUGUCUCUUUUAUCUUUUCCUGUAAACAUUUUUCCCAAAAAAAAAAAAGGUUUACAGGAUAAAUUAAGAAUGUUAUUGUUACAGCAGUAGUUUGUCACCACACCAGAAGGGGGCAGGCUAACACUGCAUAAAAGCUGUAACCCCGACCUGCACUGACUUAAACUCUCAGGAUUGCUUCACAAACAGCUUUUACAUCUUUUAACACCUUUCAGUCACAUGUCUUGGAAGAAUAAUCUCAUCGACACACGAGUGGUUGCUACAGCGUCAGCUGAGGAAACGUCAAACUUUUUCUGUUACUGUCAUGGCUGACUCUCCACGAUGAAACCAGCUAACCAUGCUUCAGUGAUAUUCAGUAAGCAAUACAGAAAGAGGGACAGGCCUUGGCUGACAUGAUCACGUUUGUUUUUUCUUAAAAUCUCUUAGAAAUAGUAGUAAUAACAAUACUAAUAAUACUGUGACGUGGUCAAGAGGUGAAACUAAAUCCAAGCCUCUAAAAUCGUAGUUCAUAUUGGACUUUUUAUUACCUCAUUUAUGACUUGCAAUAAUAAUUGGAGGUUGAUGAAAUUGACUAUGCUAUACUUUAAGAAAAAUUCCCAAUAACACAAUGACAAAUGAUUGAUUUAUAGCUUCUGUACAUUCUGUUAAUGACUGGACAACAGAUUUGCUGUCAUCCCUUGGAUUUUGGGUGUACUAUCUGAAAUUUUUUAAAAUAAAUAUUAUAUGGCUCAGUCAUCAGAUUGAUUGUUUUAUUGUUAUAAAAGGCUACGUCUUCCUCCCACAUCCUGUUUCUGUUUAGACUGUUUUGUUUGGAUGUGCGUCUGCUGAGUUUUCACCCAGGUUUAUUUGUUGUCUCACUAUUUUAGGUAGUUUUAGACAUAAACACACAGAGAGAAGACUAUGCAGACUUUUACAGUUGUGCACACGACCGAGAAACUUGUUCAUCAUCUCUCCCGUUGACGUUGCUACAGGGUGCUACUGUGUAUAUUAUCUUUCUGUGUGUAUAUUUCUUUGAUAAAGUACUGAAAGUCA